Messenger RNA from Vigna radiata var. radiata (mung bean), 2473 nucleotides. RefSeq names its product fatty-acid-binding protein 2. Gene Ontology annotation, cellular component: chloroplast stroma. The transcript is spliced from 10 exons. Gene Ontology annotation, molecular function: fatty acid binding; intramolecular lyase activity. NCBI's taxonomy places the organism in Eukaryota, Viridiplantae, Streptophyta, Magnoliopsida, Fabales, Fabaceae. Bases 229 to 1461 code for a protein of 410 amino acids. The record is from RefSeq and is a predicted model, not a curated record.
CUCUCUUAUUUAAUUCCAUUUUCCUUUUUUUUUUUUUUCUCUUUCAUUUCCUUCAAACAUAACAACAACGCCAAUAUUCACGUCGCCACUCUCGCCAAUCGCUUCGCAUUCAAUUAUUCUCCGAUCCCAACCAACAGAAUCUUUUAGUCGCUCUCCCUUUGCCUUUUCUCAUUUCCCUCUCAAACGCCGCUUCGCAGGUUCUUGAACUGAUCGCCGUUGUGCAUCGCGAUGAAUAACGAUUUCGUUUGGCUGCCGUCGCUGUAUUCGGAUCCCGAAGUGUUCACCUAUUUGGAGCCAUUCAUGCUCCGCAAUUCUGUGAGCUCGCGCUUCAUGCAUUCGCUGGCCAACAAUCCCGGAAGUUUCGCGAUCGGAGAAGCCUUCGGACACGUGUCGAGGUUCGCCGGCGCGUUUCUGGUGUGGCUCUCACGCGCGUCCACUUUCAAUGUGCCGUGUUCCCUGCGCGGCUCUCCUCCACGGUUUGGUAGUGCGCAGGUUAAGGCCGUGGCGACGAAUGUGAGUCUGUUUGGGUUUCCGUUUCGAUCGAAGAGGAAAUCGUUUGAGUCUGUCAAGUUAGGAAAGAUAUCGAGUUUCGCGAUGAAGAUGAUUUGGAGUGAAGCGAAGAGGCUUCGGUCGUUACCUAUUCUGUCGCUGGCUGCUGCGUUGGUUCCACCUUUUCAAAACUUGUCAUCGAAUGUUCUAGCUAGCCCAUUGCAGAGUCCUGAUAUGCAAAUGUAUGGAACCAUUGACCAAGUGCCCAGGGAGGUUGAAUGCCAAGGGUGUCCGUUCCUGUCCUAUCUCGAGUUGAACCAAUCCAAACCUGCAGUUGAGCCUAAAACUGGCAUUGAAUUUCCCUUGGUUCUAGACAAUAUAUUUGCUGGAGAGAAGGAUUUUGGCUUCAACUCUGAGGUCCUGGUUGGAACAGGAUCCAGAACCAUGACAAUUGUUAAAAUCAAGUCACUGAAAGUCUAUGCUUUUGGAGUUUAUAUUCAUCCGUACUCCCUCUGUAAGAAAUUGGGGCCAAAAUAUGCAUCAAUAUCUGCUGAUGAACUGAAUAACCAUCACGAAUUCUACCGGGAUCUUCUCAGGGAGGAUAUCAAUAUGACUGUUAGACUUGUUGUAAAUUGCAGGGGUAUGAAGAUUAACAGUGUGAGAAAUGCUUUUGAAAAAUCACUUCGAGCUCGUUUAGUAAAGACAAAUCCUUCCACGGACUUUCAUUGCCUAGAGACAUUUGGUUCAUACUUCGAAGAGAAUAUCUCAAUACCUUUGGGAACAGUAAUUGAGUUCAAACAAACAGUUGAUGGGCGUCUGAUCACUAAAAUUGGUGAAAAUCAGAUAGGAAGUGUCCACAGCAAAGAUUUGUGCCGGGCUUUCUUUGACAUGUACAUUGGAGAUGUUCCUGUGUGCGAAGAAACUAAAAAAGAGAUCGGCACGAACAUAGCGAGUAUCAUUAGGAGGUGCUAAAAAGAUUCGUUUUUUACCCAGUUGGUUGUCCUACUUUUAGAAAGGACAAUUGGACAUGGGUAAAUGGCAUAUACCCUUAACUUAUACUAGAAGCAGCGGUUUCAUGAAAUUGAUUUAAAUCGGCUUUAAAUAGUCAUUUGCAGGCAUUACUUCUCAAGGUUCGUCCUUUUCAAAUCAUAGAAUAGAAGUCUUUAGGAUAGCUUAAAUUUGGAUUGUCACGGAAAAUUCUCUGUUCCAAUUGAUUUUAUCAUUAUAUUCAUCGUCUAGAUGCCCUUAUCCCUCGUGUUAGAUGUACAGUCCUUUUAGAGAACGAAAGGAUAAUCUUUCUUCCCCUUUGCUCCAGCAAAUAAGUUGUCACCUUGCGUUCAACUAACAUUUCCCGUUUGACACAGUUGGGAAAUGUUGUACUUAGCAGCGAUUAGAUUCGGUUGACUUAGCACAAGGUUGAUUUUAUGGCUAUUUUUGGGCUGGAUAACGUGUUAUUGUUGAGGUGUAAUAUUUGAAUGAUUGUUGUUUUACUCGUUUUCACGAUUUCUGAUGAUUUGUCAUUAUACAUUACAAAUCAACCAAACCAAUCUUGAAAUGGAAUUGUUUGGAGUGGAGGAGAAGGUUGUUGCCAUUGCCAAACAAGAAUAGUAUAAAUUGUAAAGUCCCACAAUUGGCCAGAGAAUGAGUCACGUUAUUUGACUCCUUACCAGCAUGAAUGAACUCUCUUGAGUAGAUCAAGAAUUUGAUAUACAACAUGUGAGGUAAAGAUGUGGUGCAGGAAGCAAUUGCCAAAACAAGCUGGUUAUUAUGUGAAAGAGAAACCCAAUAGAUGGGUUGAGUUGAGUUGGGCCUUGAUUGAGCAUUGAAUAGGUUGAAAUAUGGUAGCCAACAGGCAGCGUGAAGACUGAAGCGUAGGUAACUUAACCAUUCAUUUACCUUUAGUUGAUUAUUCAAUUCCUUUGUACUAGACAAUGCAAAACCAAAACUUUUCACCUAUAGGUAAUAAUUAUAAUUUUCUUUGGUA